This is a messenger RNA of Drosophila eugracilis, 1680 nucleotides long. RefSeq lists its product as uncharacterized. The transcript has a single exon. Bases 1 to 1680 code for a protein of 559 amino acids. The record is from RefSeq and is a predicted model, not a curated record. NCBI's taxonomy places the organism in Eukaryota, Metazoa, Arthropoda, Insecta, Diptera, Drosophilidae.
AUGUUGUCCAACAUUAGUUUUAGUCCUGCUCCCGAGUUGGUCGAUCUAUAUGGCUUGGUCCUGCAGUUUUUGGUACCCGCGGAGACGACAUUGUUUUACUUUAACCCGACAAAAAGCAAUUGCAGUUGGGAAAUACUUCAAAGGACCAAUUUAACCCAACAGCCUCAGAUUGUCUGGCUUAGAGAGGAAAUGUAUCCAGGAUUGUACAACCGACAUAGUAGUCAAAUCUUUGCAAUGGUUUGUCUAUCUGAAAGGUUAUAUGAAUGGCAAAUACGGCUUUUAGCUAAAAGUUUGACAAGAUUUCGGUUUGUAAGGAUACUCAUCGAGAUUCAGGAUAAGGAGAGCUACUUCUUGGCCUCUCAAGUCCUUUCGCUUUGCCAGCACUAUAGUAUGCUGAAUGUGGUGAUGUACUUCCAACGUUGGACUCGGCAUCUUAAUAUCUACACUUACACGGCUUUUCCAUAUUUUAAUCUUGCAAAACAGCGUUUAUCAGGAGCAUCCCCACCGAGGGUUUUUACCAACCAACUAGCUGAUCUCCGCGGUUAUCAACUGAGAGUUCAACCGGAUUUAUCGCCUCCCAAUUCAUUUUCCUAUCGAGAUAAACACGGUGAAACCCGAAUAGGCGGGUUUAUGUGGAAAAUUAUAGAGAACUUCUCUGAAACUUUGGGAGCUGGCAUUCAGAUUCUAUAUCCAACAUGGCGAAAAGCCCAGGUGUCAUCUUCGGAAUAUAUGCUGGAGUUUACUAGGAAUGGAAGCUCGGAUUUUGGUUUGACCACCAACAUGAUAAUAUUUAAGCCCGAGGAGAGAUAUCAAGACUAUAGCUAUCCAAUGUUCUACUCCAGUUGGUGCACCAUGUUGCCCUUGGAGAAGCCCUUGAGUGUCCACACCUUAUUUGGUCAUGUACUCACAUCCGGAACAGUAGUUCUACUCCAUUUAAUUGCAAUCCUGUGUUUCCUGGUAGUCCCACAACUGAUUAAGUUAUUACACAUAAGAUUUCGUGGAAAACUAAUUCGUUUGGCUUUAAGGAUUUUUAGUUUGGUGAUGCUAAGUGCUAGCUCUGCCCAACUCCUUUCCCUACUGAUUUUUCCACCUGUCCAUUCAAGGAUCAAAAGUUUUGAUGAUCUUUUGUUGUCGGGCUUGAAAAUCUUUGGAAUGCGGAACGAGUUCUAUUUUCUGGAUGGCAGCUUUCGGGCCAAGUAUGCUUCAGCUUUUUACCUCACAGAUAAUCCCAAUGCAUUAUAUGACAAUAGGAACUACUUUAACACCAGUUGGGCCUAUACCAUUACAUCGGUGAAGUGGCGAGUGAUCGAAGCUCAACAGAGACAUUUUGCCCAUCCAGUUUUCCGAUUUUCCGAGGACUUGUGCUUUAAUUGGUCCUCACCCUGUGCAUUACUCAUAGCCCCAGAGUCUAUCUACCGGGAAUCUCUUCAUCAUUUCACCCUGCGGGCAGAUGAGGCUGGAUUGAUUAACCUCUGGAUGACUCAGAGUUUCUAUGAUAUGGUUAGAGCUGGAAGAAUGACCAUCAAGGACUACAGCGGUACAACAGUGAUGAGGGCGUUGAGGACAAAGGACCUGCGAAUAUGCUGGACUAUCUUCGCAGCUGGUCUGGGGACUUCAUCCGUCGUCUUUACCAUCGAAUUGCUUCUGUUCUACACCAACGUAUUUCUCAAUAGCCUGUAG